UUUCUAUUCACCUGUGUCUUCUCUGUCUUCUCUCACCUCGAAACCCUAAAUCGCCGCUUAUUCUUCGACAGCGCGCCACUUCCCGAUCAGGCCACGCCGGAGCGCCCCCGACGUCGUUGUCCGAUUCAUCCGGAGAGCAAGCCCCAUUAUUUACCGGAACUGUAGAACGGCGUGAUUCGUUCCCGCGCCGGAACGCCCGUUCCGACCGUUCCACGUCCGUUCCGACCGUUCCACGUCCGUUCCGACGAACGAGGCCCCUUCUCUCUUCGCCUCACCUCUUCAAAUUGCUUGCAGCCUUGAGGAUCGCCACAGCGGCGGCUCAAUAUGAAGAAGUAUGGACUCCAGCUUCGAGUUCCACCGGCGAACAAAUCCUCGAAGCCUCCUCCUUCUCGCCCUCCACCUCCUGCCUUCGGUUUUGGUGAUGACGAUGAGGAUGACGUUGAAAGAGAAAUAUCUCGACAAGCGUCCAAGAAUAAGGCUCUGCAGAAGAUUGAGGAGCAGCACAAACAGGCCAUGGAAGAGGAUCCCUCCGUAUUUGACUACGAUGGGGUUUAUGAUACGAUGAAAGAGCAGGCUGCACGCCCUAAGAUUCAAGAUCGGACCGAUAGAAAGUCAAAAUACAUAGAAACACUUAUGGAGAAGGCAAAACAACGUGAGCGUGAACAUGAAAUUGUAUAUGAAAGGAAGUUGCUGAAAGAGAGAAGUAAAGAAGAUCACCUUUAUGCCGAUAAGGAGAAGUUUGUAACCAGUGCCUACAAGAAAAAGCUAGCAGAACAGGCAAAAUGGUUAGAAGAAGAGAGGCAGCUCAAAAUUCGUGAGGAAAGGGAAGAUGUAACAAAGAAGAGUGAUCUUAGUGACUUUUACUUUGGUCUCAAAAAGAAUGUAGCUUUUGGUGCUCAAUCGGCAGAGACCACAAAAAUGCAUGAAAGAGAGCCGGCAAAAGAUACUCCAAAGCAAGCUGAUUAUAGCCCUACUGAAACUAGUGCAAGUAGAGACAAUAGCAAAAACAGAGAGCAAGACGGUACUCAAGCUGAGUCUUCUAGUCAUUCACCCUACAAAUCAAAUAAAGUUGCUGCUGAUCAUGCAAGUGAGCAGUCCACAGCUUUAGAUGGAAAGAAUGAACCUGCAGCUCCAGUUACAAACAAUGAGCAGUACAAGAGAAAUGAGGAUGCAGUGGCAGCUGCCAGAGAGCGUUAUCUAGCUCGAAAAAGGGCAAGAGUGCAAAUUUAGAGCACCGGAGCCAAUUCUUCAUUCAAAUCUCCUGAAUUUGGCUCUCUUUGGCACACUAUUGUUCUUGGAACUGGAGACCUUUGGACCUUUCCAAAGCGGCACAAGGUAGUCACUUGGACAAAAGUCAGCUGAGCAAUGUGUUCAACAAAUUGUGUUUGUUUAAGCAUCACGAUACCACCAUGUUGGUGUGAUUUCCCACCUGCAGCGGAGAAUAGGAACAAUUUCAUCAUUGAUUAUCCGAGUGUAGUUUUGUUUCUGUUGUACCUUGUUUAUUAGAGUUGCCUUGAGAAACCACAUUAAAUUGUCAUGCUUCAAGAUGUUUAUCGAUUUCUUUGCAGCCUGUUUAUUCAUA
Zingiber officinale is the source of this 1582-nucleotide messenger RNA. Its product is annotated as nuclear speckle splicing regulatory protein 1-like. The transcript has 6 exons. The coding region runs from base 325 to 1230 and encodes 301 amino acids. NCBI's taxonomy places the organism in Eukaryota, Viridiplantae, Streptophyta, Magnoliopsida, Zingiberales, Zingiberaceae. Gene Ontology annotation, biological process: regulation of alternative mRNA splicing, via spliceosome. The record is from RefSeq and is a predicted model, not a curated record.